CGCUGACACCGGCCCCUCGGUGUCCCGCUCCUCCCAGAACAGCAACCACCGGGAGCGUUUCUUCAUGGAGCCCAGCCGGAGGAUUUCCUGAAAACUGACUCGAGAGCUCCGGCGCCUGCUGACACUGUCUGAGACGUACACACACACACUCAGACUCAGACGUGAGAGGACAGGAAGACAACAUGGCCUACAGCUCUUCAGCCGAGAAUCCCCCCAGCGGCCUGACAGACAGGAGCGGCAGCUUCUUUAAGCUGAUUGACACGUUUGCUCUGGAGAUCGGGGAGCUGAAGAAGGAGAUGGUCCAGACCUCUCCGACUACGGACAAGGAGCCCAUGGAGCUGCGGGGGAUGGAGAGUGAGGUGAGCGGCGUUUACCUGCAGUCCCACCACUGCUGCGGGGUGGGGGGUGAAAGGGACUCUGGGUACGACUCCUUGCGAAGGAGGAUGAGCGUGUUGGACAGGCUGAAUCAAACCCACCCAGUGUGGUUGCUGCUGGCGAUCAGUGAAGAGGAGGCCAGUCGCUUUCUGCUCAAGCAGCCACCAGGGGUAUUCCUGGUCAGAAAGUCCGCUGCUCUGCAGAGAAAGGUUCUGUCUGUGCGCCUGAAGCAGGAACAGUCAGACACUCCCAUCAGCCACUUUCCUGUGAAGGAGAGCCAGUACACGUUUUCUCUCGAGGGAUCUGGUAUAAGUUUCGCAGACCUGUUUCGCCUAGUGGCUUUCUACUGUAUUAGCAGGGAUGUCCUGCCUUUCACAAUCAAACUCCCAGAGGCCAUUGCAUCUGCCAAGACUCAGAAAGAGCUGGAGGAGGUGGCUCAGCUCGGAGCAGGCUUCUGGGACUCUGGCCUGUGCAGUCAGCGCCGCACCUCCCCCCGCCCCUGUCGCCCUCUGAGCCGGACCCUCAGCCCCCAGCGAACCAACAGGAACGGGGAGGUCGGGGGGUCGCAGCAGAGACACACCGGGUCUUAUUGUGAGAGCGCGCCGCCAACCUUACGGUCCCACGCUGUGCCACCUUCCUAUAAUCUGGAGAGAAGACAUUCAAGUGGUCCUCUGUGCUUCGUUAACCCGCUGUUCCUCCAGACUCAUCAACACCACCACCGCCGAGGUGCAGAGGAUUCUCCUCCACAUGCCGACAGGUCCAGUAACCACCCAGAGGAUGUGGGGGAAUCCUCUGUGAAGCCGCUGAGCGACAGCAAGUCCAGUGAGCAACACACAGACAAGAUCAAACUGAACGGAAAAUCCAGGCUCCCUCCCCCCCGUCCCCCUCCCCCGCGCUCGAUGCCACGCCGCCGCCCUGCGCCACCUCCACCUGGGCCUCCAGCCGCAACCACCAGACCCAAGACCAUGCCGGAGGCGGUUGCUGUGGCUACGAGACAACCGCAGCCCCCCAGCAAGCGCCCAGCCCCCGCUCGACCACCAAUGGGUGCCAAGCACAGCAGCCUUACCAAAGGUGCCAGCUCACCAGUCGCCGUGCCUUUGAACCCACCACCUCCAAGGCCGAAAAAGCCUGAUAUGGAGGCCCACCGCUGCCACAUCGCAAUGGACGAUGAGACUAUCGCAAAGGCCCUAUCUCGUGCCAAGCUUCCAUCAUGCCAGCCUCCGCCUGCUGUCCCAGCUGAUGUACCACUGGAGAAUAACGCUCAGAGCUCAUCCAGUCCUAAUGAAAGGGGACAUCAGCGCCUCAGUGACAUGAGCAUGUCUACUUCUUCUUCUGACUCACUGGAGUACUCACAGUCCCCUGGGUUCUCCCUAGGACUGGCCCCCAGCCCGUCUCAACACCAUCAAGACCCAGUGGAGGACAGCAGUGAGGAGGAUGAGGACGGCGAAGAAGAUGAAGAGGAGGAUUACGGGGUCGGCCUGGAGACAGAUCUAGAGAUGCGCAUUCGUACAUCCUUUAAAGCUCGGAGGCGAAAGGUUGGUGUGAGCCUUGGCGGAGGGUCCUUUAUCCUCCCUAGGGCGUUGAAGGGACGCUUUCGCAAGGUGAGCGGCAUGCUGAGCUCCCUCAUGACCCCGGAGAGACGGGCGGUGAAGAGGAUUGCUGAGCUGUCCAGGAACAAAAGCUCAUAUUUUGGCUCCCUGGUUCAGGACUACAUCAGCUUCGUUCAGGAGAACCGAGGCUGUCACACAUCAGGGAUGGAUUUUCUGCAGACUCUCAGGCAGUUUAUGACGCAGAUGAAGGCUUACCUGCGCCAGAGCUCUGAGCUGGACCCACCUUUAGAGUCACUCAUACCUGAGGACCAGAUCGACCAGGUGCUUGAGAAGGCCAUGCACAAGUGUGUCCUGAAGCCUCUGAGGACCGUGGUUGAGGUGGCUUUACAUGACUUCCAGGUAAGCAGUGGAGCUCUGCAGCAGCUGAGGGAGAACCUGGCCCUGGCGAAGGCCAAGAGGCCCCAGGAGCUGGGGGUGGAUGGAGCCGUGCCCCCUGACGCUGUGGCUAUUGAGAAGAUCCGCCACAAGUUCUUAAACAUGAGGACGAUGUACUCCCCUGAGAAAAAGGUGUCUCUGCUGCUCCGUGUGUGCAAGCUCAUCUACACCAUCAUGCAGGAUAACUCAGGGAGGAUGUACGGUGCCGACGACUUCCUGCCCAUGCUGACUUAUGUGCUGGCUCAGUGUGACAUGCCCCAGCUGGACACAGAGAUCGAGUACAUGAUGGAGCUGCUGGACCCGUCCCUGCUGCAAGGAGAGGGAGGUUAUUACCUGACCAGCGCCUACGGGGCCAUGGCCCUUAUCAAGAACUUUCAGGAAGAGCAAGCAGCCCGGGUGCUGAGCUCCGAGGCCAGGAACACUCUGCACCAGUGGCACUGCCGACGCACCGCCCAGCGUUCGAUGCCAUCUGUGGAUGACUUUCAGAACUAUCUCCGUGUAGCUCUGCAGGAAGUGGACACAGGCUGCACGGCCAAAACCUUGGUCGUCCACUCUUAUACCACCACUGAGGAGGUCAGCUCGCUCUGCGCCUACAAAUUCAAGAUCCCCGACACAGAGAACUACGCACUGUUUCUGGUUACUGAGGAUACCAGCCAGCAGCUGGCUCCAGACACUCACCCUCAGCGCAUCAAGUCUGAGCUCCUCAGCCGACCCCAUGCACAGACCUUUCACUUUGUCUACAGGCGGUUGCCUAACCUUAACCUCUGUAUGCCUACUAUAAUGCAAAAUGGAAACUUCCUUCAAGUUGAGUAGUAGAGGAGACUGUAACAGCUUGCUGCACUUAAAAACAGUAAUAGGUGGCAUUCCUCUGGUGCUGGUUGAUGUUUGUUUCGUUGAAAGAUUUAAAGGAUGUUUUAAAUAGAAAACCAAUUAUCUGCAUAUUGAUGUAGAAGUGAUAGGAUGGAUUAUGUAAAGUGCUGGUGUUUUAACUAACACCUCAGAAAUGUGGCUCAAAUAUGGGUUGAAAAUGGAAAAAAUGAUGGUCACACUGAUGCACCUCCGAGUCUCCUUGGUGUGUAUCUGAUUUAGUUCGACCAUACGUUGAGCUGAACUUGUUGGAUUGCGCAUAUAAGGGGUAAAGGUUUUUGGGAUGUCAAAAGUUACAUGGACAUGAGAGGUUCUUCAGGUUCUUGGACGUGUAUAACACCAUCAAAGCAGAGGUCCUACAGUACAAUAUUGCAUUUCAUGUAACUAGCGUUUGCAUUAACUGCUGUUAUUCCAGGUGCUUUCAAAAAGAACAUGAUGAACAUGCUGUUUGCUACUGAAAGUUUACAGCUGUCAUCCAAUGAUGAGUCACCUUUCAUCAAUUUACAACUUCACGCUCAAAAAUUAAUUUAAAGAAGCAAAGUGAACUAUUGUAAAAGUUCUAAUUAUUGUUAUUUUUGCUUGUAUGUUUUUGUCUGCAGUUGCUGGUCAAUUGCAGCCUGUAUUUCUAUGUAGAAAUAUUUUUAUAUUCAAAUGUUUCAUCACUUAAGUGACAAAGAUCUGUAUUCUGAUUUGAUCUUUUUGGACUCGACUUGGAUUUUAUACCAGUUAUUUGUCAAAGGUCAACUUACGACAACACUGUUUUUACUGUUUGUUAUGAAAAGCUCUGAGCUGACUCUGGAAAUUUAUAAAAUUCUCUCCAAACAAAGCUUUGUGUUGACUCCAACAUCAUCAUUAUUGUAUUGGUGUUGCUGUAUCAUUUUGAGAGGAAGCGGCAGUUCUACAGUAUAUUAAUCAGGUGUUAUUGUGGCAUAAUACCUGAAAAAUAUCCUGACAGCACAGGAACAGUUGAAGAUCUCAGGGGGACUCUAAAAUGCACCAUUGAUCACAUGUUCACUAUUAAACUGUCAGCAUACACAAAUGAAUGAGACUCAUGCAAAAAAGAUGACAUGUAAUAGUUUUCAGAAUUAUUAUUAUUAUUGCAUUAAAGUGUUAUGUUACUUAAA
Molecule: messenger RNA, 4351 nt
Organism: Limanda limanda (common dab)
Lineage: Eukaryota; Metazoa; Chordata; Actinopteri; Pleuronectiformes; Pleuronectidae
Product: ras and Rab interactor 2-like
Exons: 13
Coding region: 183-3173 (996 amino acids)
Biological process (GO): vesicle-mediated transport; signal transduction
Cellular component (GO): endocytic vesicle; cytosol
Molecular function (GO): small GTPase binding; guanyl-nucleotide exchange factor activity
Source: RefSeq, a predicted model, not a curated record